AUGCCAAUCCCUCAGCAUCUCUUGGACAGCAUGCGCAGGGGCCACAGGCAGGAGUGGGAGGCUUCUGGCGAGGGUCCGGACGAGCUCAUCCAGGGAGUAGUGAAGGUGGUGCAGCUGGACCAUCGCGCUUUGGCCCAGGCGGGACUCUUCAGAAGGGGCCUGGGCUCCAGAAGGGCCCCCUCUCUGAGCUCCAGGCCCCCCCUCCCCUCCUUCCUCUCUCUGGGGCGUCCGGGUCCAGCUGUGGCCCCAAAGCUCUCCAUGCCUCCACUGAAGCACCAGCAGGCCAGGGCCUCGUCCAGCGACAUCAGGAGGAGGCAGGGGCUGCAGAUGUGGCAGAAGGUGGUUGACAAAGGAAACAAGCAGAAAGUGAUUCUUCCGAGCGCUCUAAAGGACUCCAAACAGACCUGUGCUGCCGUCUCUUUUACUCAGAGAGUGACCUCGGAGGGGUGCGAGACCGUGACCGUCCAUAACAAACUGUGCUUCGGCCAGUGCAGCUCCAUGUUCAUCCCGGAGGUGGAGUUCUCCUCUCAUCACCAGAGGACCCCCUGCUCCCGCUGCGCCCCGUCCAAAGUGCACACGCUCACUGUCCCACUGCGCUGCGGAGCUCUGGGGGUCCGCGACAAGAGGGUGAUGCUGGUGGAGGAGUGCAAAUGUGAAACAGGACGAGAUGAGAGGGCCGCUGUAGGGGCCGGACCACAUCUGUGA
Messenger RNA from Knipowitschia caucasica, 705 nucleotides. The record is from the annotation of a GenBank genome assembly. NCBI's taxonomy places the organism in Eukaryota, Metazoa, Chordata, Actinopteri, Gobiiformes, Gobiidae.